Molecule: messenger RNA, 360 nt
Organism: Cryptococcus wingfieldii CBS 7118
Lineage: Eukaryota; Fungi; Basidiomycota; Tremellomycetes; Tremellales; Cryptococcaceae
Exons: 2
Coding region: 1-360 (119 amino acids)
Cellular component (GO): mitochondrion; respiratory chain complex IV
Source: RefSeq, a predicted model, not a curated record
AUGUUCGGUUUCGGCUCCUCAUCCUCUGAAGCAGAGAUCGAGAAGCCUGCCCCUACGAGGGAAGAGCGCAAGCAAUGCUGGGCCUCGAGAGAUAUCUACCAUGGGUGCCUAGACAAAAACAAAGUUCUGCAAGCCGGGGACGAAGUGAAGAGGGAUGGAAAGGGCAAUGUGGUGGCGGGGAGUGUAUGUGACGGAGAGAGGCAAGCGUACGAGGGGAGCUGUGCCAAGGCUUGGGUGGACUACUUUAACAAGAGAAGAACCCUUGAGCUUCGCCGACUGGCGACGAUCGCAGCGGCUGAGAGAAGCGGGGAUGCCGCAAAGGUGGACGCUUGGAAGUCUGUCCCUGGAGCUGCCAGAUAG